Molecule: messenger RNA, 2432 nt
Organism: Aspergillus candidus
Lineage: Eukaryota; Fungi; Ascomycota; Eurotiomycetes; Eurotiales; Aspergillaceae
Exons: 1
Coding region: 579-2432 (617 amino acids)
Biological process (GO): nuclear envelope organization
Cellular component (GO): nuclear envelope; meiotic nuclear membrane microtubule tethering complex
Molecular function (GO): protein-membrane adaptor activity
Source: RefSeq, a predicted model, not a curated record
CACCGAUACGCGUCUAAUCCCGGUCGCAACACCCUCCCGAGAUCAUCCCGGAAAUUACAUCGCGUCUCGAGCCCACCCCGUCUCGAUUGUCCCGACGUUGGUCGCCGGUCCGCCGCGUCGCGUCUCGUCCGGAGAACGAAGUCCACCUCUGUUCAGAGCGCUAUCCAUCAGCCAGUCCCUGGUCGACACUCUGUUCGACCGAUAUCUAUUUUAAGCCCUUUGAAAAGUGGACAAAGAAGGGACGCCAUUGCAUUGUUGGUCGCAACCACCUUUCAUCAACUCCGUCUCUUUGUCCCCUCCCACUUGACACCACUUGUCUGUGGAGAGGCGCUGCGGCGGAGCCCACUUCAUGGUCUGGUGGAAUAAUUAAUGGGCAAUCCGCUGCUGCAUGUCUGAUCUUGUCCUCUUCCUUCAUCCAUUUGACCUCGCUACUCCUGCGACUGACCGAUACGACCUCGGCCGGAGCUCCAGUUGCAAUCCGGAGUUCACUACCAUCAGCCCUCGUCACCCCCGCUCAAGCCAUACACCUUUGCUAUCCUAGUUUCAGAAGUCCCAAUCUCAGUCUUGAAUCCUACACCAUGCCUCCCAAGCGCGCGGCAGCCCGCCGUAAGGGCGCAACCCCAACUCGCCCCGAGGAACAGACUCCCGAAUCCUACUUCCGUGACAUGAACCCGGCCGCCAAACCCACGCUCCCCGACCUCCCCACCAAGCAUUCGUUCGCCUACGGUUCGACAUCGACCCCUCUGCUGCCACGCGAGCUACGGGCGCGACCUCGCAUGGGUCUAGCGGAAAUCGCUGAUGCCAUCGACGAGGGCAUCCAGAUGGCCCAGGAGCGUGAGGACGACCAGCACAACACCCGCUCCGCACGGAAACGGACAGCCUCGCCCGUUCGUCGGCGGGAACCCACCCCGGAUCAGGUGCAGCUGAUGGGCUCCCUGCAAGAUGCGAUGGACUCGCCUACCCCGACGCCGCCGGUGCCGCAUACCUUCUCCGAAGUGUCCACCCCGGCGUCGCAGGCAGCCAACAACCUCCACUAUCCGACCCCCAUGAUGCAGCUGGGAUCUACGGCACCGAACGACGCGGACCUGGAGAGCUCGUUGCAGGUGCACUUCGCCGACAAUGACUCCACUAUCUCCUGGGAUGUCGAGCGCGAGGUCCACGACGACGAUCUGCAGCGCGUCGGGCCGACCAAGAAAGGCCCGCAGGGUAAGAACAUCAGCGCGCCGCCCCGCCGGUUUUCGGGGCUCGCGUUCGUCAACGAGCCCAUCGCCGAGGAGGACGAGCCGCCCUCCAUGCUCUCGUCGUCCCCCUCCCCCCCACCGUCGCUCUCCAAAUCCAAAUCCCGCACCCCCGAGCCGGUCGUCGUCGAGUCGGUCAAACGCAAGAGUGUCUCGCCCGCCAGGCCUUCCACCAACCAUCGCGGAGUAUCAUGGCUGUUUGGAUAUUUGGUCCGGAUCGUGUGGGUCGUGGUGGUGGGCGUCGGGUCGAUCAGCGCGGCCGUGUCGUAUGGCGACGUCAUCGUGGACGUCGCCCGCGACCUCUUCCCCCUGGGCCGCACGAGCCCGUCCGCCUGCCCGAGUGGAACCAAACUGGCCGCCCUGAACAGUCUCAACAAUGAAGUAUUCAAGCUGGGCACGCAGGUGUCGUCGCUGUCGCGCGAGGUCAAGACCAUCAAGACCGAAGUGAAGAACAUCCCCGCGGCCACCACGGUCGUCGAGUCGGGGGGCCGCACAGCCCAAGCCCGCACCAACUUCCUCUCCCUCGGCAUGGGCGUCAUCAUCGACCCGCACAGAACAAGCCCAUCAUCUCGUAUCAAACAAUCAUACUACGAGAAGAUGUUCCCCGGCAGCAUGGCCCGCAAGCCCCAGCCGGCCCUGACGGCGUUGACGCCGUGGCAGGAUGUCGGCGAGUGCUGGUGCAGCAAGCCGCGCCGCGGGAUGUCGCAGCUGUCCGUCAUGCUCCAGCAGCGCAUCGUGCCCGAGGAGGUCGUCGUCGAACACAUCCCCAAGGGCGCCACGAUCCGGCCGGAGGUCGCCCCGCGCGACAUGGAGCUGUGGGUGCGGUUCGCCAUCGUCGACGGCGCGGCCAACACGCCCUGGCACCAGGGCCUGGCCCACCUCAGCCGCCAGUCUACGCCCCUCGUCCGCGAGGGCUUCUCCCUGCACGACACCGUCAUCGAGACCCUCAAGCUCGCCUACCCGGGCCAGCCCGAGUCGGCCUACUACGGCGACCCGCUCCUGGGCUUGUCGUUCUACCGCGUCGGCCAGUGGACGUACGACAUCAACCGCCCGCAUCAUGUGCAGACGUUUGACCUCGAUGCUGUCCUCGACAUGCCUUCUCUAAGGGUGGACCAUGUGGUGAUCCGGGCUAAGACGAAUUGGGGCGCGGAUGAUACUUGUUUGUAUCGGGUGAAGUUGCAUGGACAUUUGUAG